CAGUCACAUGUUUCAUCCAACACAAACUUUUCGACUGCGAUCUCUACCACCACCAAUUUACCAACAUGGGAAUUACCAGAGACUCACGCCACAAGCGCUCUGCUUCCGGUGCCAAGCGUGCUCAAUACCGUAAGAAGAGAAAAUUUGAGUUGGGCCGUCAAGCCGCCAACACUCGUAUUGGUACCAAGCGUAUUCAUGAAGUUCGUGUCCGUGGUGGUAACAAGAAGUACCGUGGUCUUCGUUUAGAAUCUGGUAACUUCUCCUGGGGCUCUGAGGGUGUUGCCAAGAAGACCCGUGUCAUUCAAGUCGCCUACCACCCUUCUAACAACGAGUUGGUCCGUACCAACACUUUGACCAAGUCUGCCGUUGUCCAAGUUGAUGCUGCUCCUUUCCGUGUUUGGUAUGAAACUCACUACGGCAUCUUGAUGGGCUCUAAGGGUAAGAAGGCCACCCCUACCCCUACUCCCAAGUCCAAGCACGUCCAACGCAAGCAAAGUGCUCGUAUUGGUAGCGCUAAGGUCGACCCUGCUAUGGAGUCUCAAUUUGCUGCUGGCCGUUUGUACGCUUGUAUUUCUUCUCGUCCUGGUCAAUCCGGCCGCUGCGAUGGCUACAUUCUUGAGGGUGAUGAAUUGCACUUCUACCUUCGUCGUAUGGCCCCUAAGAAGUAAAAAAAAUGCUAUUCUAGCCAUCUUAAUGCAAAACAUGUGCCCGUAAGGAAUUUGGAUUAUAAAGUGACAGUAGAUUGAGUAGCUUAACUCAUGUAAAGUAGAA
Schizosaccharomyces cryophilus OY26 is the source of this 771-nucleotide messenger RNA. RefSeq names its product 40S ribosomal protein S8. The coding region runs from base 66 to 668 and encodes 200 amino acids. The record is from RefSeq and is a predicted model, not a curated record. Gene Ontology annotation, cellular component: cytosolic small ribosomal subunit; ribosome. Gene Ontology annotation, biological process: maturation of SSU-rRNA from tricistronic rRNA transcript (SSU-rRNA, 5.8S rRNA, LSU-rRNA); translation. Gene Ontology annotation, molecular function: structural constituent of ribosome. Lineage: Eukaryota; Fungi; Ascomycota; Schizosaccharomycetes; Schizosaccharomycetales; Schizosaccharomycetaceae. The transcript has a single exon.